Dichotomopilus funicola is the source of this 1206-nucleotide messenger RNA. RefSeq lists its product as uncharacterized. Bases 1 to 1206 code for a protein of 401 amino acids. Lineage: Eukaryota; Fungi; Ascomycota; Sordariomycetes; Sordariales; Chaetomiaceae. The transcript has 3 exons. The record is from RefSeq and is a predicted model, not a curated record. Gene Ontology annotation, molecular function: (3R)-hydroxyacyl-[acyl-carrier-protein] dehydratase activity. Gene Ontology annotation, cellular component: mitochondrion.
AUGCGCCUAACAAACCCAGUUUCACUUCUCCAACGACAUAUCGGAUCUCCCAAAAUCACCAAAGCCAAUAUCAACAUCAACAAUGCCCCCUACUCCUCCUCCUCAUCAUCCCCCCCCUUCAACCCCGACACAUACCUCGCCUCAGCCCGCCAAAAAAUGAUUUCCCAACCACCCACCACCAUCCGCGACAUCCUCUCACCAACGCCUUCCCACCUCCUAACCCUCUCCCUAGCCGACCACAUUCCCUCUCUCUUCCCACCAGACAUCCUCUCCCGGCCAUUCCUCCCCUCCCCCCACUCCCAUACGCAAAAACAACAGCAACCACCAGCACCAGCACCAGCACCAGCAGCACCCCCCCUCCCACAAGGCUACCACCUAGUCUACUUCCCCCUCCAACUCCCCCCCUCCCAACUCAUGCCCGACGGCACCGACCCAGCCCACUGGCCCGGCCCGCCCUUCGAGCGUCGCAUGUGGGCCGGUGGCGAGGUUAUCUUUCACGAAGGGUGGGAACAAGCCUUGAGGCUGGAUGGGCGCGGGGUUAAGUGUGUGGAGAAGGUGGGUUAUAACGAGAAUGGGGAAGCCGGGGAAGGGGUGGUUUUGAAGGGGGGGAGGGGGGAGGAGAAGGUGUUUGUUGACGUUAGGAGGGGGUAUGGAGUGGAGGAAGGGGGGUCGGUGGUGGAGGAGGUGAGGAGGUUGGUGUUUAUGAGGAAUAGGGGGGAGGGGGAGGGGGUUGUUGUUGGACGGGCUGUGAGGGCCCCUGCCAACCCCGAAUUCACCUUCUCCCUCACCCCCGACGCCACACUGCUCUUCCACUUCAGCGCCCUAACCUACAACGCCCACGCCAUCCACCUGGACCCAGACUACGCCCGCCGCCGCGAAGGCUACCGCGGCCUGCUCGUCCACGGGCCGCUAAGCCUACUCUUCAUGCUGACUGCCGUGCGUACCUGUCUAGCAAAGGUGUCUUCAUCUCUACCCCCUACCACCACAAAUGACGAGAACCAGACAACAACCGCCACUGGCGCGCCAUACGUCAAAUCACUCAGCUACCGUAACAUCUCGCCGCUCUAUGUUGGUGAGAAGAUGACCGUCUGCGUGAAGCGGAAGACGAACUCGGUUCAACCCGGACAGCUUGGAUGGGAUGUGUGGAUUGAAGGGCCCGAGGGCGGGCUUGCUGUGAAGGGGUCUGCAGUAACAACUGCUGCAUAG